Molecule: messenger RNA, 10371 nt
Organism: Schistocerca gregaria
Lineage: Eukaryota; Metazoa; Arthropoda; Insecta; Orthoptera; Acrididae
Product: anoctamin-1-like
Exons: 17
Coding region: 240-3182 (980 amino acids)
Biological process (GO): chloride transmembrane transport
Cellular component (GO): plasma membrane
Molecular function (GO): chloride channel activity; protein dimerization activity
Source: RefSeq, a predicted model, not a curated record
GGCAAACACUGUGGGGUGAGAGUGGCGAUGGGUGCUGGUGUGGGGGGGUUGGGAAAUGUAUCGUACGGGAAGCCGGUUGAAACUGUUAUAAUUAACUGAGAAUCAUGAUACGUGAAAGUGCAGUGACAUGACUGUUCCUAAUGAACCACUAGUCUUAUUCUUCGUGUGGUGUUUCUUGAAUACCAGUAUGUUGACUAAUACAUAUUAUACUUUGUGAUUCGUUGUAAUGUGGUGUGAGCAUGGCCCAUAUCAAAAUGUCAGGACGUAAGAGCCAGAAUUUUACGCCUGAAGAGUUUCCAAUGACUGUGAGGACAGAAGGCAGUGCACAACUCAUCACGGAAGAAGGAAGAAGAAACACUCACUGUGGUGUGGACGCACUAACGGAGGAUGAGCAGCACGCGCAUAAGACUGAAACAACGGGACUCCUGAAUACACAAACAAAGGCAUCACUCUACUUCAGGGAUAAAAAACGCAGCAUUGACUUUGUGAUUGUAUGGGAUGAGCACAAUGAAAAAGCAGUAACACAUGAAUCUCGUGAGAGGCGACGUAUAUUUGAAAAGAAUCUAAUUCAAGAAGGACUUGAACUUGAAUAUGAAAAGCCAGAACCAAAUGGAUUGGUUUUUAUUAAGAUCCAUGCACCGAUGGAGGUGCUGCGACGGUAUGGUGAGAUUCUCAAGCUCCGUAUGCCAAUGAAAGAGGAUCUAUGCCAGGUCCACAAGAUCGUUAGAAUGAAUCCCUUGUUGCAUGCAACAUUUUUCCUGUCACAAAAGAUCCCAGCACUGCAAGAAGUUCAUCAGAAAACGCACAACAUUUUGGACGGAGUCACUUCGUUAGCAGCUCGUGCUACAGCUCCUCUUAAAGUGGAUCCAACACUUUUUCCUAAAUCCAACCAGCGUUAUACAGCUGUUUACAGCAGAGACCGGGAGUACUUGUUUGAUAUAAAGGCACCUGGGUUUUUUACACCAGCCAUCCAUUCACGUAUUGUACAGUUCAUACUUGAUCGCAACCGUUUCUCAGAAGCUGAACAUGAUGACUUUGCAUUUGGUAUUGAAAGACUCAUUGCAGAAGCAGCUUACGUUGCAGCAUAUCCUCUGCAUGAUGGUGAUCUCAAAACAACUGGCAGUAUGCGCUACAAGCUGUACACGGAGUGGGCUUCCGUCUCCAAGUGCUUCCACUACCAGCCACUGGAUUACAUCAAGGAAUAUUUUGGUGUCAAAAUUGCCUUGUAUUUUGCGUGGUUGGGCUUCUAUACACAUAUGCUGUUACCUGCCUCUGUUGUUGGAAUAAUCUGUUUCAUAUACAGCUGUGUUACCCUUUAUGACAAUCAACCAAGUGAAGACAUCUGUAACAGUCAACUAAACAUCACCAUGUGUCCUCUGUGUGACUACUUCUGUAGUUUCUGGAAUCUUGCAGAAACAUGCCUUCAUGCACGAAUAACGUAUCUUUUUGACAAUCCUACAACAGUCUUCUUUGCCGUGUUCAUGUCAUUUUGGGCUGCAACAUUCUUAGGACUAUGGAAGCGCUACUCUGCUGAAAUCACACAUCGCUGGGACCUCACUGCAUUCGAUAUCCGAGAGGAACACCCCAGGCCGCAGUAUUUGGCCAGGCUUGCACACGUAAAGCGCAAGCACAUCAACAUUGUUACCAACACCAUGGAACCAUGUGUGCCCUUUUGGAAAGUCCGUCUGCCAGCUACAAUUCUCAGUUUUUCUGUCGUCAUGCUUUUGGUAGCACUAGCAGUUGCUGCUGUUCUGGGUGUUGUGUUGUAUCGGAUGUCUCUUAUGGCUGCACUAUCAGUUUGUAAUGAAAAACUGGAUGCAAGCUGUGCAUUCAAAAGUUAUGCCAUGAUUUUUACAACUGCAACAGCUGCUUCCAUUAACCUUUGUUGCAUCAUGGUCUUCAAUUAUGUUUACCAGUGGCUUGCAGAACUUUUAACAGAGUUGGAACUUCUACGUACACAGACUGAAUUUGAUGAUAGUCUCACACUUAAAAUUUAUCUUCUUCAGUUUGUAAAUUAUUAUGCUUCUAUAUUCUACAUAGCAUUUUUCAAAGGCAAAUUUGUGGGAUAUCCAAAAGAGUACAAUCGUCUCUUCUCAUACAGGCAGGAAGAGUGCAGUCCUGGAGGAUGUCUAAUGGAGUUAUGCAUUCAGCUUGGAAUUAUAAUGAUUGGCAAACAAGCUAUGAACACACUACUUGAAAUGUUGUUUCCAUUAUUCUUCAAAUGGCUGAAUACAUUGAAAGUGAAGACAGGAUUUCGGAAGAAAGGACUGGAAUCAUGCCGGUCAAGGUGGAUGAAAGACUUUAAACUGGUAGAAUGGGGCCCACGUGGACUCUUUCCAGAAUAUCUUGAGAUGGUGCUGCAGUAUGGUUUUGUUACCAUUUUUGUGGCUGCUUUCCCAUUGGCACCAUUCUUCGCAUUACUGAACAAUAUUCUUGAGAUGCGUCUGGAUGCCAAAAAGUUGCUAACUUUUUACCGGAGGCCAGUAACACAGCGUGUCAGAGAUAUUGGUGUCUGGUUUCGUAUCUUGGACUCAAUUGGAAAAUUGUCUGUAAUUAGUAAUGGAUUCAUCAUUGCCUUCACAUCAGACUUCAUACCCCGAAUGGUGUACAGAUUGACUGUCUCACCUGACCAUACUUUAAAGGGAUACCUGAAUCAUUCAUUAUCAUACUUCAAUACAAGUGAUUUUGAGCCAGGUUCGGAGCCACAAGUUGGCAAUGGAGAUGUGACUAUAUGCAGGUAUCCUGAUUUCCGUGAGCCUCCUUGGUCACCCAACAAGUAUGAAAAAACAGCAAUGUUCUGGCAUGUCCUAGCUGCCCGACUUGCUUUUGUUGUUGUGUUUGAGAAUGUGGUAGCCCUUGUGAUGAUACUUGUCCGAUGGGGAAUACCUGAUAUGCCAGGUGAUUUGCGUGAUCAGAUCCGCCGUGAGACAUACAUAACUAAUGAGAUCAUCAUAAGACAAGAGGCAAUGAGGGCACGGGGUGACAUACCAGAAGAAGGUGACUUGUUGUUGGGAGGAGGAACAGAAAAUGAUGAUGAUUCUGAUGAUGGGGACGGGCCUGCAACUGUUUUUUGGCACAAGAUGACAGGUUCUGAAUUGGACUUAGCAGGAGUUGGUUUGCCUACAGAGAACAAUAUUGGAAUCGGACGGGGAACGUCGCAGUCGGGGCCUGUUGCUGUUUGAAGCCAGCUCCUGUACACAUACACUGCCUUUUUCGCAUUGCUACUUAUUAAAGAAUAUAAUGUAUUCACAUAAUGAAAUUUUGAAAGGUAAUGUAACCAAAUUGUGGUAAAUAAACCACUGAGUGAGUACAGUGACCAAAAAAAGAGAAUAUAUUUCAUUUGUAAAGUUGUUAAAAGUUAUAAUGUAUUGAAGGUGUUUCAUGUGUUUUGAUGUAUAAAUUUGUAUGUAUUCCUGCCAUAAUAUUUACUCCAAGUACAGAAGUUGUUACCACAUAUUGCCCAUAUUUUAAAUUUAAGUGUUUUUUGUAAUAAAUAUCAUCAAUAAUAUUGUGAUGAGAAGCUGCUAAGCAGAAACAAUUCCAUUCAUAUUUAAUGUACAAUAUUUUAUUAAUGAGUUCAUGCAAUAUUUUCAAGCUCUGCAUGAAAUUUCAAUUGCAUUGGAAGGCUGUGACAGGUUGUGCAAUAUAGAUGGAAAACUAUUUUAUCUUAUAACAGUUAAAUAUCCAGCUUUGUGUAGGAUUGUUGUGCUAGUAUUUUAAAAAUAAUGACACAUUGUUUGGAACACUAGUGACAAAUCACAAAGUGAUAUUAGUUCCUACUACACUAAGUGUAGUCAAUUUUAACUCUUUGAAUUUCUUAAUAGUUUAACAUAAUACCAAGUAUAUUGUAAUGUUAAAGCUUAACAGAUGUUUUGACAUUAUUGGUGUUACAUAUCAUACUUCAUUUUGUAUAUUAGACUUGAUCAUAUCAAGCAAAGAAAAUUAAGCAGUUAUGGCAUGUUGUCAAGAAUAUUUUGUGCUUCCAUGUCAAUUAUUGGUUGGUCAGAGCUUUUAAUAGUAUUAUUUUGUAUGGCCAAGUACAGAAAAAAAAUACAGCACAGCCAUAGGGAAAGUCCCAUGGGUUGUAUGUGCCACUGCCUUAGUUUUUGACAUUGUGGCAUACAAAAUUGUAUUACAGUAUUACAUCUCAGAACAGAUUUGCACUUCUUUAUCUGUUCAGUCAUUGUUUGGCACACAAUACAUGCCAUCAAAACAACUAAAAGAGAUGUACCACACAAAACUGGUAUGAAAAUAAAUGGAAUAAGAGGAUAUUGCAUUAGGUAGCACUGUUUGCACUGUUGCCCUUCUGUGCUAUCAGCAUAAUCUAUUAUUGUGUGACACAUUCUCUAUGAGGUGCUUGACUGUUGUCCUCAAGGCUAUUGCAUGGUACUGUGUUUACGUGUGAGUUGCCCUUAAGUGCUGUUCUGUGCCAUGUGCUUCAUGCAUCAUCUGAUGCCAUCAGGUUCCUGUCAGCAUUCAGUAUAGACUGAUUCAGUUCAGAAGAAUAUUCUUUAAAAAGAGCACUGUUUGUGUGGCCAUUACCACAAUGAAAAUGAGUGUGUUACCUGUUUUUGUUCAUCCGCCUUCUGUUCUUCCACUUAAACCUGUGCGUAAUGAUUGCCAUUUCAGGAGAUCUUGCCAUACUAUAAUCCAAAUGCUGUUACUCACAUGUACAUGGACAAACACGUGUGUGUGUGUGUGUGUGUGUGUGUGUGUGUGUGUGUGUGUGUGUGUGUGUGUGUGUGUGUGUGCGCACGCGCGCCCUCAGAAACCAAUAUGAAAACCAGAAAUAUCGUAAUAUGUCUUGAUUGAGAUUGACACAAUUCUAGUUGUCUACUGUAGGGACUUUUAAUCUCUGCAUGCACCACAAUUCUAAGCAUGUGGGAAAAGAAUAGAUUUCCUUGCCAUGAAUCAGCAGAAAUCUACAUACUUUGGAAACAUAGUAUUUCUGUCAACCUUUACCACCAAGAAACUGUUAAACUUCUGUUUUUAUUGUGUGUUUCAUAAUUGUGCACAAUAAUACAUGGUUCCCUGGUUCCUUGUCCGUUAUAGGUGCUGGCUACACUACCUCUUUUUCAGUUCAUGAAACAUUAUGUGCUUAGUUCAAAAGACAAAAAACAGAACCAAUUUGAGGUCCCACAUCAUCUGUAGCAACACUACAUGAGUGAACAAGAGCUAUCCUCCUCCUCCUCCUCAGCUUCCUCACUUCUGUAAUUCUGUCCCCAUUACACUCUUAUCCCGAGCUAGACAACACAGCAGUAAGGCAGUGGACUUGCUUUCAGGAAAGCAGUUGAAAUCCCCAUCCAGAUUUUUCUUUGUAUCCCCAAAAUCAGAUAACACAAAAGCCAGUAUAGUCCCUUUGAAGACAACAAGUCCAGUUCCCUUCCCAGUCUGAGCUGUAGUGUCAUUUCAAAUGUGUUCAGCAUUAAUCAAUGAUCUUCCUUCCUUUUGCACCCCUUAGAACCAAGAAUUCAUUAACACCUCUCACAGGAGCCACAACACUGAUGUUGUCCCAUUACUUCAAUUAAUUACAUUAUUUUUCAAAAUUAUAGAGAACUGACCUCAGUUAAGCAUAUACAAAAUGUAACCUAGUGACAUUUUAAAAAUGAGCCCUUAAAGUACAAGUGGUGUAACUAACAUUAUCUUUGUGUUGAGAUAUUUAAUGUUUUAUUAGAGUCGUUAUACAAAAGUCAGCAAAGUAUAAUUUCAUGUUUUUUUUUUUUUUUUUACCUUAAAUGUCCUCAUUAAGUUUUUGUGUUUUUACAGGUGUGUAACUGUAGUUACACCACUUGUGUCGUAGCCACGAGGAGGAUAUUAUUGAUAACAAAAACAUUCAUGACUGUAAAAAAUACUGUAUUGAUAAGUUUAAUACCCUCGGUUAACAUUAUUUUCUACUCGAUGUAACUGCUUGCAUAUGAGUUAAGUAGUGGAUCACUUCUUGUAGUAGUUGUGAUGAACUGGGGGAUUGUACGAUAAAAGGUCUAUCAUGACAACAAAAACAAUCAGUUAUUGACAAAAUUAUUUAAAAGGAUAGAUAAAAGAAUCCACUCGCCAAGCAGUGGCAGAACAUACACAUAGAAGACGGUUGUAAUUGGCAAGCUUUCGGAGCCAGUGGCUCCUCCUUCAGGCAGAAGGGUUGAAGAGCAAGGAAGAGCGAUGAAGGGAAAGAACUGGAGAGGUCUAGGAAAAGGGGUAGAUUUUGGGAAAGCCACUCAGAACCGUGAGCCUGCGGAGACUUACCGUAAAGGAUGAGAAGGAAAGACUGACUGACUGGGGAUUGCCAUUGGCUCCGAAAGCUUGCCAAUUACAACUGUAUUUUAUGCGUGUGUUCUGCCACUGCCUGGUGAAAAGGUCUAUCGUGUUAUUUUUUCCUUUGUGACAGGGAGUGGAUCUCUGUAAAGCUUCUCUUGAUCGAUAUUAUGAACUUUGACAGAUUACCCAUUUUUAAAUGUUGGCGUAAAGUUUAACUUAUAAAACAGCAUGUCUUCUGAAAUUGUGUCCUUAAAAAGAAACGUGAAUGGUUCACUCCUUUGGUACCGAAUCCAUUGCGACACAAGGUAUCCCUCACUGUCGUUCCUUUUUAGUAGGAUUUCAGUAGACAAAAAGUCAUUGUUACGCAUAACAGCAACACGAAUUAUAUAUACCUAUAAAUGACCUGUUACCAAUCAUUAGCAGUGAAAAUCUAUCACGUCCUGCUGAAAUUUUCUGAAGUGAGGUUUAUGUUCCUGUUUAAGCCUUCUGUUUUCUUCUUCAUCUGUUGUUUAUUUGAAUUUGUUGACGAAAACACCAUGCUUUACACAAGUGUCAUAGUGCAGAGCAUGGAUUUGCAAAUUGAACUCAUUUUUGAAAGUUCUACGAUAAAUGUGCUCUUCCACAGGUUGAUUUCCUUGGCUUACAAUAUGGUCUUUGAACACAUUGUAUAGCAGUCGUAUCUUUAAAUCUGAUAAAUACUUUCUGUUUGGGUUAUGGCUUCUUUACUGUGAUUGAUAACAGGGAAAUGAUGAAAUUUGUUCCCUUACUAGUACCAUUUUUUUGUCAGGGGUUUUGUUUGCAGGAAUUUCCUUGCCUCAUUUGUCAUCACCUAGGGAUUCUCCUGUAUUCACUUUUUUAAGGGCUCACGUUAUUCUCCUAUCAGUUUUUACAUACAAUUUCACUUUUGCCAUCAACAAUCAGAUAACUGUAUUAGUAGUACUGUUUCCUUUUUGGCAUUAGUUGUUGAUUGACAACAUUGUGGUGAUUCUUCUUUGGCCAGGCCACAUAUCAAUGUGUUUUGAGCAGAAUAAGUUUCAUUUUUCCAAGAAGACUCAUAAACACUUUAUCAUUCUUUCUCUGCAAUUCUAUUUGAACCUUUUUUUUUCUUUUUUUUUUUUUUGUUACGGCAGCAGUUGGGAUUUCUAAAUUCUUUUCCAGCAACAGUUUUUGCUUUUCUUGUAGUGUAAGCUUUCUCUACAUUACAUUUUCUUUGUCUUUUAUCAUGUUUCCACUCACUUUUAUUUCUUUUUCGACUUCUCUUUGGCUGGCCCUCUACAACUGCUUCUGCUUCAUCGCCAACAUUGUUCGAAUUUCUCAUCUUCUGAAACUAAGAAAUUACCAUAGGUGAAGCCUGUAAAAUUACAGAAAAGUCGUAUCGGUCCUUAUGAUUUUCAUAAAGGUACAGACAGUAGGGCUAAGAGUUUUAUUGUACAUUUUUGUUUCCUUUUAUUUACUGUUAUGGUCUCAGAGAUAACCAGAUUUACAACCUCUGCUACACACAGUAGGCUUAAAUGCUGACAGGACUAGUGGUGUAACCCCAUUUUUAGAUUAUCUGUGCAUUUAAUUUUUAAUAAUGUGACAUGUUUUGGCUCUUAAAAUAUACUUAAUAUACAAAACUUUAAUGUAAUGAAAGCUUGUAAGCACAUUGAGCUUUAAAUAAUUAAGAGUAAUGUAUAAAAAAUAAAAGAAAUGGACAACUCUUACCUGCAGUACAGGACAGACUAAGUUUGACGAUAAAUACUAAUCUUUGGAUCCAUUAUCUGCCAAAUUACUUGGCUCACCAAUAUUCUCUUCAUCAAUGGAGUCCAUGGUAAACUAUACUGGACUUAAACUAAUAAAGUUCUGUAUUUUGAACAAAAAAAUGUACUCUGUGUAUCAACACAACUGGAUUAGUUGCACAUCUAGUAGUGUAACUCCCAGUUGCACCACUUGUGUUGUCUGUUAACAGAUGGAGUCAUUGACUGCAAAAACAUCUGCUGCUACCUAUGCCGUAGCUGGUGCUUUACAACUUAGUUUGUGCACCAUCGUAAAUUAUUGUAUAUGUACUAUCCAGAGCGUACAGUUUGCAGUGCUGCUCUGCAGACAGUUGUCACCUUAUAUACUACACCAUUUCUGCAAUUAACAUAACUAUUUUUUCUGAACAAGAUCCUAUUACUAGCUGAGAGAGGAGAGAGCACAGAGGGGGGGAUAUACACGACUUGUGCUUUAAGGUGCUCAAAUGUAAAGGACUGCAGGUGACGUGUUUAACAUUUUUCGCCAGUAAAACUAUGACUAAAGGAGAUGUGAGAGAGAAACAUAAGCAGUCAUGUUCUAGAUACUUUUCAUGACUGGGCACUGAAUCAAUGUUUCAGACUAUGGCUAUUUUGGUUUGUGCACUUCUAAAUAGCCUUUGCUUCACCCCAAUAUAUUAUCCCAUUUGGCAGACCUAAAAGACAAAUUCUCUUGAGUCAAACAUUCAACACAUCUUCAUCAAAAGUUAUCUUCUUACAAAUUUCCUAGUAGUGAGAUUCACGCCCUCAGAUUCCGUAAUAAGGUGCUAAAGCAUGGUGAUGAAAAACUGAGUUAGGCACAGAAGCUGCAUUUCUUCUCAGUGCGCAGUGCAUUGGUAUAGUGGUGCUUUUAAAUAUGCUGUGUGUAGACAUCUUCAUCAUACGAAGAUAAAUUGCACUAGAAUUAUAGGUUUCAUGGCUGUGCAAAUAGCAUUUGUUAUAAUGCUUCUCAAACACAAAGAGCAGUGGCAGUGUCAAUAUAAACAUACAAUAUGUAGAGGGAAUGAAAUGACACCAUUUUUUUUACUAUAUACGUGUGUGUGUGUGUGUGUGUGUGUGUGUGUGUGGGUGUGGGUGUGGGUGUGGGUGUGUGUGCGUGCGUUCAUCUCUUUAUUUGUAAAAUUCUGUACUUAAUGACUAUUUUAGUAAUGAAAUGAAAAGUAAAUUUCCUGAGAAAUGGAUGUGUGAGCAAAAGUUGUAGCAAAACAAAGAGUAAAAACUAUGGACUGAUAAAGCAAUAAAAUAUUGGAAGAAUAUUAAUCCAUUGUGUUUUUUAAUGUAAUUGAUAUGCAUUUUCAUUCCUUUGUGCUGCUUUCCUGUUCCAUGAAAAUGAAGUUAACGUGUAUUGUGUUCUGUAAAAUCAGCCUGUUUUCCUUUUGAUAUAUAAGUAAAAUGACGAAAAAGAAAUUGUUGUGGCCAAAUAUUUUAGAAGAAAUCAGCUACUGAAAGAGUGAAGACAACUGCGCAGUGCAUAGUAGGUGCGCUAUCCACUUGAGAGAAGUUUGGCACUUAUACAAAAAUAUAAACACUAUAGCUCUGCUUAUGUAUUUGCAUUCCUCUUCAAACUGUAUUCUGUUUCAGCUCAUGUCUCUUAGAUUUUGUGUGCACAUGCACAUUUAUAUUCUUCACAUUGAAAGUUAAUGGCAUGGGUUUGACAAUAAUCAAUCAUGCAUCAAUGACGUUUUUUCACCUCUGCCCAUACUACCGCAGUCCUGUGUCAUCCAACUUCAGCAAUGUAAAGAAUAACAAAUAUCAUCAUCCAUACAAUAAAGAACUACUACUCAUCCUUGGAUGCUAUCUCAAUGUUAAAAGAAAGCCAAUUGGCAUGUAUCAUUGAUAGCCAGUUCAUCUUGACCUCACUUUGUGUCGAGAAAAAUAACCUUGCUGAGAGGCAGUAGUACAUUUAAAAUAAGUUAUCUAUAAAAAAGGCAUACAGUUGUAGUCUGCCCAACAAGUUGAAUUUCCUCCAUGAGGGUCCUGAUCCAUUUAUGUUCCAAAGCACUAUGGUAGUAGGUGGUGGUGUUCCAUUUUCCACAGAAUUUGAGAUCCUCCAAACAACUGGCAAUUAUCUGAUGAGAGGUUCUGUUCGGAUAUAAUAGUCUACGGAUUUUGUAGGGUGGUCUAAGUAGUCCAUUAUCACGGUAUUUCCAACAAAUGGGCUGUAUCUCACCCAGAUAGUGAUUUCGUUGCUCCACAGAUAUCAGCACCAUUGCCAACAAGAGAAGCUGUUAUAAUGUUGACAGCAAAGUGAAGCAAAAAGAUGCACUUCUGUUUCUGAUCCUUCUCUGUGUACAUUGUAGUGUUGCAGGAACUUACCUUUUUAUUUGUUUUGUCAUCAACUGUUUUACAC